Molecule: messenger RNA, 5220 nt
Organism: Dracunculus medinensis (Guinea worm)
Lineage: Eukaryota; Metazoa; Nematoda; Chromadorea; Rhabditida; Dracunculidae
Source: the annotation of a GenBank genome assembly
AUGGCUGUAGAAAGGAAAUUGAAUCGUGCUGAACGUCUCGCAUCAUUGCUUACCUCAAGAAAUGCUCUCAUUCGUAAAGAAGCUGCUGAAGCGCUUUCUUCUUUCUCAUUAACCAAUCCACAAAUACCGAAACUAAUCAGACAUUAUUUACAAAGUGUUUUAUGGGAGACACGAACUGCCGCAUCAACAGCAUUAACUGCAAUAUUGAAAUCAGUGCCAGAAAAUUCAAAACAGAUCGAACCAUCAAGGAAUUUACUCGAAUCUCUCGAUCUUCGUGCAAUUGUUCGCGAUUAUCACCCUUUAUUGAGCUGCGAAUUAGAUUUGAUGACUCAAUUAGCUGAUUGCAAACUUCAUGAUCAACGAAAAAUUCUUGAUGAACAACUUGAUUUUCAAACACCAAUUGGUGUAUCAUCAGCAACUUUCGUGUCAGAAGAUGAUUUCAAGAAUACGAAUGAAGUGAAAUUUGAAAAAAAAUUUAAGUUGGUUCUGAAUGCGGAUACAGAUAAUAUCAUGAUUUGUGGUGACGAAUUAGAUAUGGCAGUUCAAAGUAUUUGUAAAGAAUAUUUGGAGGAUAUCGUGAAUAUGAAAUGGGAAAUACGUCAUGGUGCUGCGCUUGCAAUUAAUUCUAUUAUAUCUUUUGCAUUUAAUCGGCUUUCGGCUGAACUUAUUGAUUUAUUAACUACAAAGUUAUUUCAUGUUUUGGCUCUGGAUAAUUUUAUUGAUUUUUCGUCUGGAAGAUCUGCUGUGGGACCUGUUCGUGAAGCUGUUUCAUCUUGCCUAUCGUCAUUAAUUAUCGUUUUCAAUUCAUCUUCUCAAUUUGUCAAUCUUAUUGCUCGGAAUAUCUCAUUGUGGUUCCAACGGCAGGCUGGAUUAUUAAUUCUGAAGUACCAUUUUUCGGGUCCUUGUUAUUUUUGGAAAUUUGAUGAAUUUUAUGGUUUAAUAACGAAAUGCUUUGAUGAUACUCAUGACGAGAUUUGUUCCUCAGCGCUGUCCGCAAUAACAGCUGUUUUUUGUAAGGGAAAUCUGGUAAGAGAAGUUUCUGAAAGGCUGUCGAAAAUCGAAUAUAUUUUAUAUCAUUUUAUAGAAACCGCUUGCAACACGGAAAAACAGCAGUUAUUGGAUAUUGAUACCACAAUUGUCGAUUUGCUAUCACUUUUGCAAGUAUGGCUAUCAGGGAAUGAAUUACGAAUAUUACCGUAUUCGGUUUCUUCAAAUCUUUCUCACCUUAUAAAUCCAGUGCAUAUUACUCGGUCCAAUAAAAUCAUUACCGUCAUAGCAACAUCGUUUUCUAGACAACAGUCAGUUGACUAUAUUUUGAAGGAUAAUGGUGUGGAGUUCGAAGAAUGUGUUAUUAAAGUGCUUUCUUCAAUUUUUCGCUUAGUGUUGUUUGUCGCUGCUCAGGGCACUGAUGAUCUCAUUGAACUUUGUAUUAAUUGUGCUGCAAUUAUUACUCGGCAAUUUUUUGCAAUAGGACGCCUGCCAAAUGCACUUGUUGAAACAAUUGGACGAUGGUGUUCAUGUUUAUUAUUGGAUGCUAAAGAUGCUGAGAUCGAUCUUGUAAAAUAUAAUGUAAGCGUGGACAAAUCGAACAAUGGAGUUCAAUUGCUAUGUGGUUAUGAAAUUCUAACUCUCAAUGAUAUGGAUCGAAUAAAUGCUUUAAUAUUACGUAAACUGCAGAUCUCUCGUUUUUUUGCGCCAUUAAUAUCUACUAUAUAUAGCUUUCCUUCCAGGAUUGGUGAUCAAUCCUUUAAUCAAGCUAUUCAACUUCUUAUUCUUCCUAUGUUGAAAUCUCCGCUAAUUAUGCAUCGACUUGCUGGUUCCAUUAUCGUUUACAGCUGGUUUACUUUUAAUUGGCUUACCGGUUGGAACCACGAUCCUCCAUUUCUACUUAUUACUCAUAUACAACAAAUGGUAAUCAGUGGUCCUGCAACAUAUGUCGAUGAAAAAUUUUUUUUUCAUUAUUUGGAAAAUGCUUACAAAGAAUUUGUUCAAUAUUGUAGAAAGAAAGGAGUUGAACAACAUAGGAUAUUAGAAAUUGAAGAACAUGGAGAAAGUAUCGAUAGCAAUGCGAGUAAACUAUUUGAUAUUUCUUCGGCUAUAAUCAAAGAAGAGCACGAUCGAAUUGUUUUAAAUUCACGAUAUGAAGGUUUUAAGGAUGCUUUAGCUAGAGCUAAUGCGAUUAUGACCGCAAAUAUCACGCGUAUAAAUGCUCUGCUCGUUUCUUCUUUGCUAAUUGUUUAUCCGAGAGUAGUUUUGGAAACUCCGACAUUGAAUCCAUUUAUUAAACCACUAAUGGAACUGUUGAAGUUUGAAGAAAGUAGUUAUAUAGCUAAUUAUAUACUCAAUUCUAUGUCUAUACUUUUUCGAAUGACUUCAGAGCGAUGUCCAAGUCCUCACAUAAAAAUGAUUAAGCAAAUAGUAAUCAGUUUAACUUCUUGCCUCAAUCGACAAGCAGGAUGGUAUAUAUUCGCAUUAAAUUUUGCUUAUUUUAGUCAAUUAGGCUUUGAGAAAUUUUUUAAGGAGGAUUCUUUAUUAUUGUCUUCAAAGUCAAUCAGAUCAAGUUCAGCAAGGUCUCAAAAUGCAGAAUUCGUUCUUCGUACUCUCAUUGCUCAGUCCACUAUUUCUAAUUUUGAUUUUUUACUUGAUUUUAAGAAUCGCGAAAGUCCUAUGGAUGUAACGAUGUAUAUGUAUGCAUAUAGUAUAUAUCUGGAUGAAAUUCGAAAAAAUCGUUUGUCUUUACCGUCUGAUCUCGACAAUUUGCUGAUAUUCUUAUUCAGAUACUUUAUCUAUAAUUUUUUUGCAGCUAAUGAUAUAUUAGUAAGGUUUUCUGCGAUUCUCUGCUUAAAAGAGAUGGCACGACUCGAUGGUAAACUCAGAAAAGUGCUCGAAUUGAUUAUCUUACCUUUACAAGAUUCAUUACGUAAAGGAGAAUUAUCGGAAUUUGCCCGCGCUGGUCUUAUUGAAUUAGUUUAUUUUCUCAGCGAACUUAAUGUAGAGAUUUUAGGUGCAUUACGCAUUUUAGCGCCUCUUUCUUUGCGACUUAUGGCUGAUAAGAAUGAAGAAAUUCGAGAAAUUUCAGCGAACGCUUUUCGCAAUUUGGUUCCUUUAAUGGCACUAAAAUUAGUUCGAUCUUUUAAAUUUUUUCUAUUUUUCAUCACGAGCUAUUUGAAUUUUUAUAUUCAUAUUCUAUCCAAAUUAUAUGAGAUUUUGGAGAUUCGUAAUGAUUCUAAAAUUAAUUUGUCCUCAAACGAUGUUGCGGAUGAAGGGUUGUGCGAUUGCUCCAUUGAUUUAUUACUAGGUGAUCCAUCUCAACUUCCAUCGACUGCAAUUGAAAAAAUUCCUGGUUUGAAGGCCGAUGUUGUCCUUCGCCAUUACCAGCAAGAAGGAAUUUGUUGGAUGUCAUUUUUAGAAGAAAUGGGUCUUAAUGGAAUACUUGCUGAUGAUAUGGGCUUGGGAAAAACUCUUCAAACUUUAUGUUUACUUGCUGUCAAAUUGCAAAAUAAUCCUUCGACUAAGGUUUUGAUCGUUUGUCCUCCGACACUUGUUAACCAUUGGUGCUACGAGUGGUCUGUAUACUUUCCUACAUUAACACCGCUUUAUAAGGUUGAUGAAGGAAUGAAAGAACGGCAAGAAUUAAUUAUGAAAGAUGGUUAUCAAAUUACAGUCGCUUCUUACAAUACAAUACGCUUUUAUGCGUAUUUUCAGUUAGAAUUUUUUCAGUUAUAUAUAAAUGCUUUUUUAAUAUUUUUUCAUAUUUCAUUUUUUAAUAUUUUUUCAGAAUUUGUUUUGCGUUAUUUUAGAGAGAUAGAAUGGUAUUAUGUUAUUCUGGAUGAGGGCCAUGUUAUCCGAAAUCCCGCAACUCAACUUUUUAAAGCUAUAACUUCUCUUCACUGUCGAAAUCGUCUUAUCCUCUCUGGUACUCCAGUGCAAAAUACACCUGCUGAUUUGUGGGCUUUGUUCCAAUUUAUAAUGCCUGGUUAUCUCGGAUCUUUGAAACAAUUUAGGAUAUCUUUUCUCAAUUCGAUUAAUGCAUGUAGAAGUGCAAACGCAUCAGAUAAAGAAAUACAGGAUGGUCAAGAAGCUUUAGAACGACUGCAUAAAGCAGUCCUGCCAUUCGUUAUGCGUCGAUUAAAGAUGGACGUUCUCGACGAUUUACCUGAGAAGAUUGUUCAAGACUAUACAUGUUCAAUGACAGAUAUUCAAAAAGAAUAUUAUGAGCAUAUUGUUAGUCUGUGUUAUAUGGGCAAAGAUACUGGUUAUCGUGAAGGAUUAACUGCUUUAGAAACGAUUUCAGAAUUGCGUAAAUGUAUAGUGCAUCCAGCUUUAGUCAGUCCGAAGGCAUUAAAGAGUGAUUGUGGAGUACUACUUAAAAUUGUUGAAGAGUCUGGCAAAUUAAUCGCAUUACGAGAGCUCCUUCGAGAAUGUGGCAUUGGUUGUCAAGAAAAUGAUGAAGAUAACGAUGAACUAUCUGCAGAUAUUAAUAUGAAUAUUCGUAAUCGCCGCGCUCUUAUUUUUUGUCAGCGGCUCUCAACUGUUCGUCUUAUUUGCGAAUUCUUCAAUUCUGAUCAACUGGGCAUGAAUAUAAAGUAUGAUGUACUCGAUGGCAGUGUUCCUAUAAAUCAUCGUCAUUUUGUUGCUGAAAAUUUUAAUCGGGAUUCAAGUAUUGAAGUUUUGGUGCUUUCUACUAUUGGUGGUGAAGGUCUAAAUUUGGUUGGAGCUGAUGUGGUGAUAUUCGUGGAACAUGACUGGAAUCCUGUGAAAGAUUUGCAAGCUAUGGAUCGAGUGCAUCGCCUAGGUCAGAAGCGUACGGUCAAUAUAUAUCGUUUGAUUACUGAGGCAUCUAUCGAACAAAAAAUAAUGCGUUACCAGAAGUUUAAAACAGAUACGGCAAAUGCAUUAGUCGGUGCUGAUAAUCGCUCGUUAAAAACUAUGGCAACUGAACAAUUAGUGGAACUAUUUGCCGUAGAACCUUCUAAAAUGCAUAAUUCGACCAAAUCAAUUUCUUCAUCAUCUUCACAGAAGCCUUCAAAAAAGAAAAAUCGAAGGAAUGCACAAAGUGAUAUGGACCAAAAGUUUGACUUAGAAGAACUCUGGGACCAAUCACAGUAUGAUUGCUUUGAUGUUAUAAAUCUAGCUACAAGCUCAACAAAUUAUCCGCAGGCAGCACCUUCAUUUAUUUCAUCAGAUGAGCCGUUAAAUAAGAAGCCGCGUGACGUGUGA